CAAACACUAACAUUUUCCCGUUGGAAACUCCUUUGAGCAGUAAGGUACCGUACAUUCAACCGUACCCACACAUCGUAAACAUGGCUCAGCUACCCGUGUAUAAUCCGCCUUCACCGUUCCUCGGGCAUCUACCGACUGGAUUGGGAUUGUACCGUAAAAUCACCAUCCGUGGUCGAAUGACACAUGACAUGUUCAACAUCAACCUGCAAUGCGGACCUAACGUAGACCCGAGAGAUGACGUUGCCCUUCACAUCAGCAUACGGCCGCGCGAAGGACUCAUCGUGCGUAACACGUACCAGCACAGAAGUUGGGCAAUAGAGGAGCGUUUUGGGGGCUGCUCGGUGCAGAAAAGAUCGUAUUUCGACAUCAGCAUCACCGUAAAACCGGACUGCUACGGAAUCGCCGUGAAUGGGUGUCAUUUUUGUGAUUUCAAGCAUCGGUUGCCGUUCGCGUCGGUACGGUUCGUUCAUACAGGUGUUGGGGCUCAGGUUGACGCUAUCAUAACCGAGUAGUGAACAGUUGGUAGCUAUCGAAGCACUUAAGGGUAGCGACAAAAAGAAGAUGAUGUUCAAUCGAAAAGAAAGUGGUGAAGAGAUUUUAAAACCAUAAACCAAUUGCCCUUUGGAACCAUAGCGAUGAAUAUAACGGAGAGAUAAAUUCGUACUCGCUGAAUUUUGUAAGAUGUAUUAACACAAAAAUGAGUAAUGCUGUUGAGAUGGAAAUAAAAA
Molecule: messenger RNA, 728 nt
Organism: Anopheles nili
Lineage: Eukaryota; Metazoa; Arthropoda; Insecta; Diptera; Culicidae
Product: galectin-4-like
Exons: 3
Coding region: 81-512 (143 amino acids)
Molecular function (GO): galactoside binding; carbohydrate binding
Source: RefSeq, a predicted model, not a curated record